UGAUAAUUUUUUUUGUAUGAAAGCUCCUAAACGCACAUUCUUUUUUAGCGACAGGUGGUGUGUUCACGCGGUUUCUCUUGAUAUUUUUGUACAGAAUAAAAAUCUAAAGAAGCCUCUGUGAAGAAAACAAGGUGAAAGAUCAGAUAUACAUAAUUAAAGAUGGCUGAAAGACCUCAGGGGUAUGGUUUUACCGCAGAAGUUAGUGAAAAAAUUAACAGUAAACAUGAUCCUGAGUUAGAACGACAAGCACUUGACUGGAUCGCGCACUUUGUUCCUGAUGGUGGUCUUUCGGAUGGGCGUUCCGCACACGAGAAACUUAAAGAUGGAGUCGUUUUGUGUAAACUAAUCAACAAAUUGCAACCUAAUUCCGUUCGAAAGAUAAAUGAAACGAAAAUGGCAUUCAAACAAAUGGAAAACAUUGGCAACUUUUUGGACGCGGUUUACAAAUUUGGUGUGGCAAAAAAUGAUAUGUUUCAAACGGUUGAUUUAUACGAAGGGGUAAACAUGCCGCAAGUGAUCACAGGUAUCCAUUCCCUAGGAAGGAAAGCAGGUACUAAGGGAUUUAAAGGUUUGGGCCCAAAAGAAUCAGCUAAAAAUGAAAGAUCAUUUACUGAAGAACAACGAAGAGCUGGGGAUGGACUCAUUGGGCUUCAAAUGGGAUCAAACAAAGGGGCUAAUCAAUCCGGUCAAAAUUUUGGUAAAACAAGAGCCAUUAUUGAUUAGUUAAUUAUAGAUAUAUUAACUCUGCGUGAAAAAGACACGCACUCUUUCACACAUUAUUUAUCUUUAUGUUUAUGUAGAUUGCAGCUACUCAAAAAAGUUCUUUUUACGUUAA
Hydractinia symbiolongicarpus is the source of this 835-nucleotide messenger RNA. Its product is annotated as muscle-specific protein 20-like. The transcript has 3 exons. NCBI's taxonomy places the organism in Eukaryota, Metazoa, Cnidaria, Hydrozoa, Anthoathecata, Hydractiniidae. Bases 160 to 723 code for a protein of 187 amino acids. The record is from RefSeq and is a predicted model, not a curated record. Gene Ontology annotation, biological process: actomyosin structure organization. Gene Ontology annotation, molecular function: actin binding.